This is a messenger RNA of Procambarus clarkii (red swamp crayfish), 1309 nucleotides long. It is a transcript of the gene CNPYb, whose product is annotated as protein canopy b. NCBI's taxonomy places the organism in Eukaryota, Metazoa, Arthropoda, Malacostraca, Decapoda, Cambaridae. The record is from RefSeq and is a predicted model, not a curated record.
ACAACACUAUCUUUGGCAUUGUGCUGGGGUUGACGCGUCUCACAACCAAUUGCUCAGUCACCGGGAGAAAAUCUUCACGUAAACAAACUGCACGUAUCAUAAAGAAGGGGUAAAUAGUCUUGUACGUAGUGAAGACGAACCCUAAAUUAUUAACAGCAGCAAGUUUCGCUAGGUUCCCACACCAAACCUAAUUUCAGACUGCAGCCAAUCUUGAUGAACACCAAGAAACGAGCAACAGUCACCGAGAGAAAAAUCACGAAAGCUACAUAUGCCUGGUAAAAAACGAAUGAUUUAAGAAUUCCAGUUGGCUUGUAACAGCGGGCAUCAAACACAAGGAAGUGUGAAGGAGAGGUGAUGGAGGUGCGGGUGUGUGUGGUGGUAGUGGUAGCGACAACCCUGGUACAGGUGGCCAGCUGUGGCAGGAACAUCGAGGAAGAGGAUUAUGGCGUCAAAUUUGCUACCGAUUGUGAAGUGUGUAAACUGGUGGCCAAGGAAGUUAAUGAGAGGCUAGAAUCAAAAGGUUCAUCUGGAGUAAUAGAAACGGGAUAUAAUAUAGAUGCCAAGAAGAAAAAAACUAAAUAUAAUAAAUCAGAACUAAGGCUGGUGGAAACGCUGGAGGAAGUGUGUGAUGGUAUGCUCGACUAUCGGGUUCAUAAGGAGCGAUCAGAUUCCACACGAUGGGCCAAAAAGAUGAGCCAAACCUUCCAAACUCUUCACAAUCUUGUAAACAAAGGUGUGAAGGUUGACCUUGGAAUCCCUCAGGAGCUGUGGGACGAACCAUCGGCAGAGGUAGCACAUCUUAAGACUCAGUGCGAGGGUUUCAUUGAGGAUUAUGAAGAUGACAUCAAUGAUUGGUAUUUUGGAGACCAGGAGACUGGUCUUAAGGAAUCUGUUUGUUUGAAAGUUCUUGAGGAUAAGAAAUGCCUCUCUGAGCCCUUUGGAGAAGACAUCAAGAGUGAUUCCAGUGAUGAUUACCAAGAUACAAAAAGAAAUGGUAACAGGAAGAAAGGAGACUCAGAGAAGUCUAGCAAAUCAGAAUUAUAAUAGCUUGUAGCAGUGAUUAUUAGGGUCUUGUUCAAGAUUUUAAAUUUCUUUGCGUGUGGCAUAAAAAUAAUAUAAUUAUAUUAAUCUAGAAGCAUGUAGUUUCUGAUAAAUAAUUUUUAGGUAAUUUGAAACUGCAUCAUAUUACCAGAUAGUGUAUACAUAACUUCAUGGCCCAUUACUACAGUAUUGAACUCUUACAUUCCAUUUUCAUCACCUCAUAAGGUACAGUGGUACUUCGGAAUACGAGUGUCCCUGUAUACGAGUU